Triticum aestivum (bread wheat) is the source of this 1662-nucleotide messenger RNA. RefSeq lists its product as uncharacterized. The annotation marks the transcript as partial. The transcript is spliced from 3 exons. Lineage: Eukaryota; Viridiplantae; Streptophyta; Magnoliopsida; Poales; Poaceae. The record is from RefSeq and is a predicted model, not a curated record.
UACCUUCCGCUGCAUGGUUAUAGGUUCAUUUCUAUCGUUUGUCUUCAAAACUCCCAUGUAUUGAAGACUUUCAUAAAAAUCUCCUAUUCACCCCCCUCUAGUCGAUAUAACGCACUUUCAAUUGGUAUCAGAGCGAGGUACUCCCUUGUUCUAUGUGAUUUUGGUUUAACCGCCUGGAGUUUUAGUUAUGUCGACCACAGUCACGAGUAUCCCAAGUGGAAGGCCAUGAUGAAGAAGCGCCUCAUGGCGACGAACAGCAAGCUGUGGACCGUCACUGAGAUUGGUCUGACCGAUCUGUGCAAGAUGGCGGAAGCUGAUGACAUUCGCAAGUACACUCUUCUCAACCUCACGGCGAAGGACGUCAUCUGCUCCUGUCUGUCUCAAAAUCAGUUUAGGAAUAUCAUGCAUCUCAAUCAUGCGAAGCUUAUCUGGGACCGUCUCUCUGAGAUCUAUGAAGGUCAUCGAACUCGUCAUGAUCCUUGGUUUGAGGACUUUAAAGAAUCUCUCAAAGCGAUGACAUUCGAACCAGAAUCAUCAUCUUCUACAUCAUGCCUUAUGGCAAAAGAUGCUAAGUCCUUAAUUGAAGACAUAAAAAAUCUUCAUGUUAAGUAUGAGGAACUUGAAAGUCGUCAUGAAACGCUCUCAACAACUCAUGAAAAGCUUUCCUAUGAUUAUCUUCAAAGGAAGCAAGAACUCGAGAAAUUGAGAGCGGCUCAUGAAGAUCUUCAAAAGGAAAACGAGUCACUUCGCGCUGAACAGAUCAGUCCCGCUCAGGAAGGAUUUGAACCACCAUGUCUUAAAUGCCUUGAGCGUGAUAACGCUACUUCUGUUGCUGAAUGUUCUACUGCUGCUACUAUUGCAAUAUCUUCAACUGUUGAUGUGGUAACUAACCCCUCUGCUGAGGAUACCACUGCUAUUGCUGAUGAGAAUGCUAGGUUGAAGACAUUGCUUGAAACAGGGAUGUACAAAAGUCUCAAAGGGCAUCAGACACUAUGUGAUGUCCUCAAAAGGCAGAUCCUGAACCGAAACCCUAGGAAAGAGGGUGUUGGGUUCGAAAGGAAAAUGAAUGCUGAUGGCUCUUACUGGAAACCUGAGCAGUACCCCAAAACCACAUGGGUUGCUGCAAAGGAACCUUCAGCGGAUCCAUCCACCCUAUCUGGCUUCACUUGUGCUAAUCCCAUUGUUAUUGAUGAAUCCUUUGAUGCAAACUAUAAACUGUUUAAGAAUCAGAAUGGUGAAGUGUUUGCCAGGUAUAUUGGUAGUAACUGCAGGAAUGGGCCGCCUAUGAAGAAAGUCUGGGUGCCGAAAAGGUGUUUGGAGAAUCUUCCUGUGAAUGUCGUCAUGACACCACAAGUGAAGAAGACAAACCCCAGACCACAGGCUUCAUAUGGUCCAAAGGCUUCAUACAGACAGAGGACUCACCUGAGUCGCACUAACGCAAAUGUUUUGCAGGGAAACCUUACUCAGGCCUAUGAAUAUGAGCGCGUUUCAUCAAACCGCCAUGUUCAUAAGACCAAAAACUAUUCUGCUUAUCCUUAUGAGUACUAUUGUCCACCUGCAAGACUUUUUGCUAGGGCUCCAAAGCCAAAGUUCUCAGAUGCUGCACUUAGACUCAUUGCUUCGAAGCCACCCUUGAAGAUGUGGGUGGCUAAGAAAGCUUAA